GCACGCCUUCCUUCUGUCGAAAUCGGUCAACUCUGACUCCACCAGAUUCCACGCAAGUCCCUCCGUCCCUGGUUCUCGGCUCCAAGCAGCCUCGAUCGCCCCCCAUGGAGUCCGCGAAGCCAUGGACGGAGGACGCGAUGUCGAAGAUGGUGGCAGCGUCGCGCCUCUGGUUCGCCGGAUUCGCGGACGCGUGUUGCCUUCACAGAGUCGUCUCCCUCUGCCUCAAGUUACCUUCCUCUCCCUCGUCUUUAGCUCGUCGUCGAAGAAGCUCUCGAUCAGGACCGGACAGUGUUUUCUCUUGAACGGCUUCAUAUUCCUCGGGAGCAUACUUGUCUUACAUUUGCUUGUCAUCCCUACACUUCAGUGGAUAUUGCCUGAGAACUGCUGUCAGAUUACUUCUCAAGACUCUUGUCCAUUUUCUAGUGUUUUGAAGCUCUAUUCGUUCCUACAUUUUGGACUUGUACAACUGCUUUAUGUUUUCUGGUUCUACCCAUUGUACAUUUUUAGCUUUAUUUUGAGCGCUAUAUGGUACAGUGAUAUAGCUAAACAUGGAUUUGCUGCUAUGGAAGGAUCUCAGUCUACGUUAGAGCAACCCUCAAGCAAAAAUGAAGCAGUGGCGUUGGAAAGAAAGAUUGAAACAGAAAAACUUGUUGAUCUUGGAGGGUUGAUGAUUGGAAUUGGAGAGCAGGUGUAUUCAAUACUGCUUCUGACCUUUUUCUUCCUGGAGGUUUAUGUUCUAGGAUUUGUUCCCUAUAUUGGGAAGCCACUUAAUAUUUUGCUGCUCUCCUGGAUGUAUGCUUAUUACUGUUUCGAGUACAAAUGGAACUUUACUGGAGUUAGUCUGGACAAAAGGCUGGACUUCUUUGAAUCCAAUUGGGCAUUCUUUGCUGGUUUUGGAAACCCCUGCGUUCUGGCUAGUUUCUUUUUCUCACCUCUGGUGGGCUAUGGUGUUAUGGCUAUACUUUUUCCACUGUUUGUGCUGACAGCUACAAGCUCAAGGGCUGAGCAAGCUAUAUUUUCUGAAGGAAGAAAAAAGAGAGAUGCUGGAAUAGGAAGGCUACCAAUAUUUUAUGCCGCUGAUACUUUGUCGAGUUGGUGAUUUUUGCUAAUACCUUGAUAUAUGAAUCGACGAUGUGGGUAUUGGGUCUUUUCUCUUUGGAAUCUCGGGAGCAAUUACAAGAGAAGAAGAUGCACUAGAAAGCUUUGAUCACUGUUGACAUGAUUGUAGCCUGCAUGGAACUUAUAACGCAUAAACCCUCUCAGCUCCUGUACAGGUGAUUCAUUAAUAACAUUAUCUGGUCAUGAUGGUGGUUCUGGUGUUGUUAAUUCUAUAUGUUGAUUCAAUAGACUGAGCCCUACAACAAUAUACGUUGACAGUAACACGUGUGCUUUUGUACUUUAGUUCAAGGUAUCAACGAUCAUCUGACGCUAAGAAGUUUGUACAUACUCGUUAGAAGAUCCUGGAGCAUAACAUUUCCAUGGAAGGCAUAUUUGUUAAUGAACCGGGUGGUCAACAAUGAUGUGGUUGUGUUCGUCGUCGUAUGCUAUUAACAAGAAAGUCUAUGUAAAGCACUCAACUGUAAAUUCUUGCCGACAAGUGAAUUUCCCUGGUGAAGGUUAACCUGUUGACUCCUAUUUUCACCCUUUAAAUUGUACAUAGCGACAUAUCUUUGUUAAGUUGCAAUAGACUGGACAGCUUUUUUAAUUUUGUCUU
This is a messenger RNA of Rhodamnia argentea, 1714 nucleotides long. Its product is annotated as protein EI24 homolog. Gene Ontology annotation, biological process: macroautophagy. Lineage: Eukaryota; Viridiplantae; Streptophyta; Magnoliopsida; Myrtales; Myrtaceae. The transcript has 12 exons. Gene Ontology annotation, cellular component: endoplasmic reticulum. The record is from RefSeq and is a predicted model, not a curated record. The coding region runs from base 122 to 1099 and encodes 325 amino acids.